This is a messenger RNA of Botrytis byssoidea, 1433 nucleotides long. RefSeq lists its product as uncharacterized. The coding region runs from base 272 to 1330 and encodes 352 amino acids. NCBI's taxonomy places the organism in Eukaryota, Fungi, Ascomycota, Leotiomycetes, Helotiales, Sclerotiniaceae. The transcript has 2 exons. The record is from RefSeq and is a predicted model, not a curated record. Gene Ontology annotation, biological process: protein secretion; Golgi organization. Gene Ontology annotation, cellular component: Golgi apparatus.
UUUCCAAUGAGCUUUGAUGGGCUGAUAUAUUCUCCCAGAGGAAUAUGGGCUGAGUUUCCUAAUUUCUUCCUCUCAACAAAAAUCUCAGAGAAUUCGUAUAAAAGGGUCGUACCUUCUGGUAGGUUACAUUUCUUUCUUCCACUAAUAAACUUUGACAGCUGCCACAUUUGACAUUUGACAUUCGACAUUUGACAUUCGACAUUCUUCAACUUGACUCAACCCACCUAUCUACCUACCUUGUCUGCAAUCCAUACCUAUAAUAACCGCCAGUAUGUGUAUCGUCUUAGCAACUACAGCACAUCCGUCUUACGCACUCAUCAUUCUCGAUAAUCGAGAUGAAUUCAUCCUUCGGCCGACCAGCAAACCACACUGGUGGUCUUCUAAUCAUCAAGAAAUCCUCUCAAGUCGAGAUCUUCAACGUGCCGAGCAAGGAACAUGGCUAGGCAUUACGAAAACUGGCAACUUUGCAGUUCUUACAAAUUAUCGCGAAACAAAUACCCACGACAAAGAUCAUCCUGUACAAGGAACGAGGAGUCGAGGCGGUAUGGUCACGGCUUGGUUGACGGCAGAAAACGACGAGAGUACCAAACAAUUUGUACAUAGGCUGUUGGAUGGGGAUGGAGUGAAAGGUGUCGGCGGGUUCUCCUUGGUCUGCGGGAAAUUGCGAAAAGAAAGAUCCUCUGACGAUCAAAUGGAACCUCUAGCAAUCAUCUCAAAUCGUAGUGGAACCCCAGAUGAAGUACCAUGGGUAGCUGCCAGCAGAGGAGAGGUUUACGGCUUAAGUAAUACGUCCUACGAUGAUCCAAUAACUUGGCCCAAGAUCAAGUCUGGCAAGGAAAAGGUCCUGGAGGUUGUAGAAGAAGUGGUACUCAAUGGCUUUGGAGAAAAGGAGCUCAUCAAGAAGUUGUUCGCUGUCCUGGAUAUUGAUACGCUCCCAAAGAAAGAUGACAGUCAGGACUUUGAGGAGUAUAUCUAUCAGCUUCGCAAGUCAAUUUUCAUACCUACAAUCGGUCAUGCAGCCUCACCUUCAGAAGUUCCAAAAGCAGACGAAAUUGCAGCCGCUGUCGGGAAGGUAUCGUCAUCCAAUGAAGAAUCCGCAGUCGAAGUCAUCGAGGAGCAAAGGCCAACGCCCGAGAACAAUAAUGUUACAUCCGGCGUUUACGGUACCCAAAGACAAACCAUCAUUCUCGUAGAUUGGCAAGGACAUGUCACAUUUAUAGAGCGUUCAUUAUUUGAUGAAGACGGCAAUCCCAUAGAAAGAGGUCAAUCUGAUAUGAGAUUUGAGUUCGAUAUCGAGGGAUGGAAUGGGGAAAACGACAAAGUACAAUAAUAUAAUUUAAACCGUUAGACCAAACGAUGAACUCUUAUUAAGUGCCAAGGGCAUGAUUGCAUUACCUAGUAGUAGAAGUGGUAAUGCUGUUAAAAAGUAUAUC